AUGAGCGAUCUCCUGAACUACAUCCUCAACAAUGAGGAUGCAUUCCGAAGAAACCGUCUUCCCUCUCUCUACUCCGAUUUCUCCACCCAAAAGAAAACAAACCCAGAUGGAUACGCCAUCAACGUCGCAGCUUGGGAAACAGCACUAAACCACGCCGCAAAGCGGGGCUAUAGUUCGUCGCGUGGUGUGCAUGUACGAUCUGGAUCAACAACGUCGCAGAAAAAUGGACCAUCACAACGCAAAAAGACCGAUCAUCUUCUUCUGCGCACGGAUGAGUCGUUGCUACGCGAUCUGGAACUUCCGGAGUGGGGUCGACCUGUUGCUCUUGGUGCUGUCUUUGCUGAAGCCCUGCGCAAACAUACUAUGGUUCCCUUGGAGGUAUACAAGACUACCCCGGGAAGUUUGCAGAAGAGUCAGUGGCGCUUGAUAGAUCCAGGGGUCCUGAGUCCUUGGAAUGUUAUGAGCUGGGGUGUUCGGCAGUUGAAAGGAUUUGUGAUUGGAGAGGGAGAGUCUGCACCCAAGUUGCAAGUGCAGGAAUUGGUAUUAGUGGACAACUUACAGGAAGCCGCAGAGCUCGCUAUCAAGAAAGCCACUGGAGGCAAUUCGUCCAAGCUAGAUCUCAUAUACUCGAAAGAAAGCUUUAUAGAAGACUAUGCGACGAUUUUACACGAUGCUACUGAACUUUCUGAUUCGGAUUUUGAUGUUUUAUUGCUAUAUCUUUCCCGCGACUGUGGGGCCAUUGCAUAUGAUGGCAGGACGAUCAAAUUCAAGUCAUCAGAUGAAUCAAGUCAGAUCACGCAACAGGACACAACCAUUGCGUCCAUCAAAGCACUUGUAUCGACGAUAUCAAAGCAGGUCACAAGCUUGGAGUUAAAGAUUGCGCAGCUGACAGAGUCUGCCAAAACCGCACUGAACAACAAGAAUAGAAUAUCAGCUCUCUCAGCAGUGCGGUCCAAGAAACAAAUGGAGCACAAUCUUUCUCAGCGGCUCAAUACUCUUGCUCAGCUGGAAGAGGUAUACGCCAAGAUUGAAGCCGCUGCAGGCCAUGUUGAGAUCGUGCAAGUGAUGGAGGCGAGUACUGGCGUUCUUCGUGGUCUGCAUGCUCAGGUUGGUGGUGCUGAACGCGUCGAGGAUGUCGUCGAAGAAUUAAGAGAAGAGAUGGCAAAGGUGGACGAAGUUGGCUCCAUCAUGAACGAAGCAGGCCCUGUCAUUGAUGAGGGUGAGAUCGACGAGGAGUUGGAGGCAUUGGAGAAGAGCGACCAGGAAGCAAAGGGAGAGAAGGAGGCCGAAGAAACCCAGAAACGACUUGCAGAGUUGGACGACUUCGGACGCCAAGCAGAAACUAUGAAAGAUGUGGACAUUCGGCUGGCGGAAAGCAUUGGGAAGCUUUCCAAUAUGUCGGUUGAAGACCGACCUUUGCCAGCUAAGUAA
Molecule: messenger RNA, 1431 nt
Organism: Penicillium malachiteum
Lineage: Eukaryota; Fungi; Ascomycota; Eurotiomycetes; Eurotiales; Aspergillaceae
Product: putative vacuolar sorting protein SNF7 family protein
Exons: 5
Coding region: 1-1431 (476 amino acids)
Biological process (GO): vesicle budding from membrane; late endosome to vacuole transport via multivesicular body sorting pathway
Cellular component (GO): cytoplasmic side of plasma membrane; ESCRT III complex; multivesicular body
Source: RefSeq, a predicted model, not a curated record